AUGGCCAGGGCCGGCUUCUCCUGUUUCGUCGUACAUUUACUCGCCGUCCUCUUCUCCGAUCUCUAUCUGCCAAACUAUGAUUCCAUCCACUCGAAAGACAUUCUACCUGUCCAGGUCGAAUUCGAUCUUCUCGGCACCGUACUCACAAACUUCUCCGACAUUUGCCUCAUACUUGCCAUCAGCGGACUCGACGAGGGCAUCCUUGUCGCGCACAACACGGAACCGAGCCAUGGCGAUGGCGCUGUGAUGCCCGGAACCGUCCAGCUCGCUGAUAAGAUAUUCCACUUCUCUGUCUAUGGACUGGCCGGUGUCCUUUCUAUUCUGAGCGUCGUCGCAUUUGCUAUCGGCCAACACCUCUAUUCCGCCUUUGGUUUGGCCAGCAGCCGUAUCGGGUAUGACCACUCCUACGUCGGAUCAUCGUAUAGCCAGUUGGAGUUGGGCAAGACGUCCCAACUCUUGUCUUUGACCAUGUAUUGUAUGGCUCUGGCUGUGGUGGUGUGCAUCUCUGUCAAGUCCAUCAUUACAAAGGUGCGCUGCCGAGGAGACAAGCGUGUUGCAAUGGCAAGUACGUAUCUCAUUGUAUGCGAUUCGCUCCUUGUAUUGCGUGGUUCCUACAACGUGGGCUAUGCCAUAGCAUUCAAACCUCGCGACGGCGCUACCAACACACCGCCUUCGGUAUUCACCGUGAUAGAUGUGAUUGCAGAUACCUGGCCGGCCUUGGUCAUCUUCUGCGUUCUUUUCGCCCUCGGCUGCAAGAAGCGCGGCCUCUGGUCUACGAAGCAGCCUUAUACACCAGGUCUUUUAGACAUCUCACCUCAGCAAAGCUCUCGGAGCUAUUCGCGCGGUACUAGCCAGCCAAGUGAAGCAGACCUAGAGCCCAACAUGCAAGAACCCCAAAUGCACGAGAUGCUGCAAGUCACGUCUCGCGAGCACAUACUACCCGCACCGAUGCCUCGGCACGAAAUCCCCCGCCGCCCAGUGCACCCGCCGCCAUUGCAGGGAGAGCAGCAGCAAAUACGAGAAACGCUGGAAGCUGAGGGCGAAGAUGAUUCACCCCCCGACUAUUACAGCGCUCGCCACCAAGUUCCUCCUCAGCCAGUGCCACAACACACAUUGGCAUUCACUCCCGUCGGUGCCGGCGAGGAAGCACAAGCAGGCCCGUCGUUUGCGCUACCCGUGCAACAAGGCUACGAUGGCAGACCACUGUCUGGCUCGCCGCCCCCUCACGCGGACGCCAUGGGGCUUUAUCAUCAAGCAGACGGGAGAACACCGCAGUCACAGCCUUUGCCAUAUAAUGAGAAGAGUUGA
Messenger RNA from Metarhizium brunneum ARSEF 3297, 1308 nucleotides. RefSeq lists its product as uncharacterized. Lineage: Eukaryota; Fungi; Ascomycota; Sordariomycetes; Hypocreales; Clavicipitaceae. The record is from RefSeq and is a predicted model, not a curated record.